Exophiala oligosperma is the source of this 2367-nucleotide messenger RNA. RefSeq lists its product as uncharacterized. Gene Ontology annotation, molecular function: DNA binding; DNA-binding transcription factor activity, RNA polymerase II-specific; zinc ion binding. Bases 1 to 2367 code for a protein of 788 amino acids. The record is from RefSeq and is a predicted model, not a curated record. Lineage: Eukaryota; Fungi; Ascomycota; Eurotiomycetes; Chaetothyriales; Herpotrichiellaceae. The transcript is spliced from 9 exons. Gene Ontology annotation, biological process: DNA-templated transcription; regulation of DNA-templated transcription.
AUGGCCGCCGAUAGACCCGUUCCAAAAUGUAUCCGUGCGUGUGAGUAUUGUCGCUUGAAGAAGAUCAAGUGUAAGCAACAGAUUCAAAAGUUGACGACGAAUGCUGAUGUCGCAGGUAAUGGCAAGCAACCGUGCAGAAAUUGCGAGCUGCACGACGAGGAAUGCUACAUUGUGCCCACCAUACGUAAAGGAACUCGCGAAAAACAACGCAUCCUUCAAGAGCGACUAGCCAAAGCAGAGGCAAUGCUGGCCGCCGCAGGUGUCAACCUUGACACUCAAAUCAUCAGCAUCGACUUGUUUCCCGCCACCACUGACAAUGCUUCUACCAUCCAAAACUUGAAUGCACCUGGCGCACCAAUGGUCGCGAACCUACCCGGCGGCUCGCCCAGAAUGCAGUCUGUCAACACCGGACUAGAUAAGGUGUCUGAGCAGGCUUUUACUAGCACCUUUUCCCUCGAAUUCGCGUCGAGCGCCCAACCAGUCGAAUCCGCUCAGACGAUGCAAGGUGUGGAGUCUCACGGAAUUGAUCAAGAGCCCAUGACUGUUGAACUCGAGAAUCUGAACAACAUGUCAGGCUACGUGGCCACGGUCGAAUCAUCUCUGCCAUCAGAUGCCUAUCCAACCCGUCACGAGGACGAUCUAGCAGAGAGGCAAAAGGGUCGAGCUUCGACGUCGCCGGAUACUGAUAUUCAGGAGGAUGCGCUGGAGCAUCAUGGUGAGGCAUCGUACCUGUCUAUUUGCUCGCAGGCUGGCAUGAACUGGGCUUCUAAUGGCCUAGGAUUGACUGGCUUUGCCUCAAGCGCUGCUUCUCUAAACUCUCUCGUCUCAAGAAGACUCAAAUUACAAAGUAAAUUGUCUAACGCCAGGACACCCGAGCCAGAUGUCUCGACAGCGUGGAAAUAUACAGAUGCGUUUUUCGAAGAAAGCCUGGAAGCACCCCUCCAGCCUCUCCGACGUGAAGUCUUCGGAACAUAUUUGCGAGCAUUUUUACGAACAACUCCAACUCAUCACGAGGAUCCGGCCUUGUAUGCGCUACGACAUGUCGUCUACGCGUUUGGAGCGCGAAUUGCACACUCUCGCAGACCAUCUGCGAAUGCUUGGAUAGAAGCGCAGCGUAUUUCCUGGAAAUAUUUUGAAAAUGCUCUCGCAGUACAUACACAACUUGUAUACUGUCGUUCGCAACUACAGGCCGUGGAAAGUCUCCUCCUGAUGGCCUUGUUCACAGAAGGUCUCGGAAACCCCAAGCUGGAAUAUAUGCUCAUCAGCAAUGCCGCCCGACUGGCACAGUCCAAAGGCCUGCAUUUAGAUAUUUCUGGGUCUAGUGGACCACGGGACGACAAAGAGCUAGAAUAUCGAAGUGUCCUCUUCUGGUCGAUAUAUUGUUACGAGAAACAUAAUUCAUCUUGUUCAGACCGGGCGUCUGCCAUUGACGACGAUGACAUCAGCUGUCCUUAUCCGUCCAAGCCGCUGCACGGGUCAACAACCAACCUCGAGAUCUUCCUGCAAAAUAUUGAGUUGGCUCGGAUCAAGUCGACUAUAUCGAAGCAACUGCUUGGUGUGAGCGCCCGGCGUCAAUUUCAAGCCACGCGUUUGGAAUCAAUCCAACAACUUGCUAAGCGCCUGCAUGAAUGGCGAAGCCAGCUUCCGACGAAACUUCACUUUGAGCCAGCUUAUGACCCGAAUGGAUCUGCUGAAAAGGUGCGGACGGAGUAUACGUUGUACUACCACCUCGCCUACCAUGCAUCGCUCAUCACCAUCUACGGUGCCGCAGGUAAACCCUGGAUCAAGAACAACUCAAAUAUCGGGCCCGAGCGGGACCAGGUGGCUAGAGCUACGCCGGAGGAUAGCAAGAAUCCAGUUGCAGAGUCGUCGAGAGAAAUCAUUCGCGCCAUGCGGCACAUCCAGAUAGACUCUGCAGCUCCAACUUGGUUGACAGUCUUCUACCCAAUUCUGGGCAUGAUCCAUCUUUUUAUCCACAUCGUGUGCUAUCCGAAUCUGCCCACGGUGCCAUCUGACAUCCAGCUCGUCGAAAUGGCUGCCGGCUACUUUGGCCACCUGGACUAUUCAACGGAGUCCUCUUUUUCCCUUGGCUUUAUUCGAGAUCUCGCUCACUGGGCGCGAGUGCGUACGACAGACGGCAUUACUGAAAAGUCACAGGUAGCCAGGCCUGCAACACAUCCAGUGUCACCAAUGAUAAGUGCAAUGGGUUUUCUUCCUGGGGUUGUGGACGAUUUCUUUUCCAGACAAAGCUGGAUGUCAGACCCAUCCAACAUCAUAUCGGAUGAUUGGAGAACUUUCACCCCUUCUUUCUCGCAGGCGCAAUUCAUGCCCUGGAAUUAUGACUCCAAUACCAUGUUUGAGCAGUGA